Micropterus salmoides (largemouth bass) is the source of this 2085-nucleotide messenger RNA. Its product is annotated as protein mono-ADP-ribosyltransferase PARP12-like. Gene Ontology annotation, molecular function: NAD+ poly-ADP-ribosyltransferase activity; metal ion binding. The record is from RefSeq and is a predicted model, not a curated record. NCBI's taxonomy places the organism in Eukaryota, Metazoa, Chordata, Actinopteri, Centrarchiformes, Centrarchidae.
AAUUAAAUGUGGACUUUUCUGGUACUUUUCAGAUUUAAAAUAUUAGUUAGAAAUUUACCCCUAAUGUUGAACUAAAGCAGAGGGAGCUCUGUCCUCACAUGGCUGAAGGGCUGUGAGGUAACACAGGGGCGCCCCCAAGCGGACGGCAGCUGCGUUACAGCAUUAAACCCAGGCUGAACAUAUUUGAGUUUCGGUUUCCAAUCAUCAGAAAUGAUACUGAUCCUUUCUCCUCCGGGAAGUCAGCGUUCAGUCUGCAGUUUCUGUGUUGUCCGAGGCUGGAAGGAAACACAGGGAGAGCGUCAAAAUGAAGGAGUCGGAAAUAUUGAAGUUUAUCUGCGCCAAUCAAGGAGCAGUUGAAACUGAUUAUUUGGUGUUUAAUGUUCCUGAUUCAACCAAUGUUUCGGACAUCAUUUGUAACCAGGACAAAUUUGCGUCGUGCUGUCCCUUCGGGCAGCCGAAGGUGGUGGCCAGGACCAAACUGAGACUGUGCAGAACCAGAGACUGUCAGGGACCAUGCAAGGGGCUACACCUGUGUAAAAACUUCCUCUUCAUCGGAUCAUGUCAGUUCUCUCAGCUGAGGAGAGGAUGCAACUUCUCCCAUGAGCUGGACUCUGGUCGCAAUGAGGUGAUACUGAGAGAGCACGGGCUGGAGAGUCUGAGCAGGUCGGAGCUGUGCACACUGCUAAUGCAGAGCGACAACACGCUCCUGCCUCCUAUAUGUUACGAUUACAACAAUGGUGACGGGGAGUUUGGCCGGUGUCAGGAAGGCUUUGAUUGCAAGAGACUGCACAUCUGUGAGAAGUACUUGAACCGCGACUGCAGCUGCUCCAAGAAUCAUGAUUUUUACGCUCCACAGCCGUUAAAAAGCCUGCUGGAUAAAGGCGUGCCUGACAGCCUCAUUGGCUCCUUGAAGUUUGUCUAUGCAAAUAAAGCGGCUUUGAGGUACAGCAAUGAUGCGAGCAACAGGGCCAACCGUCAGGCGCGUCAGCCAAAGUCAUCCAUUGGUGAAUUCUUUGCUGCUGCCGACAACACUGAUGCGAGCGGCGACGAUGGUCUGAAUUUCGAACAAAGGCAGUGGUACAGAGGGAGAGGAGGCAACAGAGGGAACAGAGGGAACAGGGGCAACAGGGGCAACCGGGGCAACAGAGGCAACCGGGGCAACAGAGGAAACAGGGGCAACAGAGGAAACAGGAGCAACAGAGGAGACCACGGCAACUGUCAACCGCCGCAACGAAGCUCUUCCAUUAGUGACAGCUGUAGUGACUUCUUCGAUCUGUUCGCCGACAGUGGACCAAACGAAGGCAGCGGUGACUGGCUGCAACUGACCUCUUCCACCAGUGACAUUUCUGGUGCUGCCAACGACACUGACGCGAGCAGCGACGAUGGUCAGAGCAGAAAUCGGAAUAGAACUUCAACAGCGGUCAGAGGACACGGUGGAGACCAUCAGCCGCUGCAGCCAACCCGCUCCGUCCACGAUGAUGCAAACAGCGGUGAUGGACAGCGCAGACGAGAAAGGCCCAGGCCUGUGAGAGAUAAAACGGAGAUAUGCAUGUACUUCAUCAAAGGACACUGUAAACAUGAGGACCGGUGUUUUAAAGCUCAUGACAAGAUGCCAUACCGAUGGCAGGUCAAAAAGGAUGAUCAAUGGAACGCCUUGCCCGAUAAUGAGACGAUAGAGAAGGACUACUGUGACCCUAAAAACACAUACAGCAGCAGCAGCCCACCUGUGCAUUUUGACACGAUGACCUGUGGACUGGACAAAGCGCGACUCUCUACCGUUAACUCUCUGCUCGAGCCGACCUUCAUCCACACCACUGAGUGGGUUUGGUACUGGGAGGAUGAGUUCGGAAAGUGGAACAUGUACGCUACUGGUGGACACAAAGCAGCAGACAUGGACAGCGCCAAACUGGAGCAGAGGUUUCUGGACAAUGAGAAAGAUGUUGUGGAGUUCACCGCAGGUUCACAGUCAUAUACACUCAGUUUCCAGGACAUGAUACAAACAAACAAGCACUAUGGCACUAAGAGGCUUGUGAAAAGACGGCCACGGUUUGCCUCUGCAGCUGAUGUCCAAACAAGGAGAGUGAG